Molecule: messenger RNA, 1247 nt
Organism: Cryptomeria japonica (Japanese cedar)
Lineage: Eukaryota; Viridiplantae; Streptophyta; Pinopsida; Cupressales; Cupressaceae
Product: LOB domain-containing protein 29
Exons: 2
Coding region: 257-898 (213 amino acids)
Biological process (GO): hormone-mediated signaling pathway; positive regulation of DNA-templated transcription
Cellular component (GO): nucleus
Source: RefSeq, a predicted model, not a curated record
UUCGCCCUCACACCCUUUAUUAGGUCCACAGUUCGAACCCCAGGGCACCGCAAUUUCACCCCCGCGUCCUCCGCGAGGAGACAAAAACACAGAUCUUGGAGGUGAAAUCGAGAAUUUCAGAAAAUUCGCAGCAACAUCUAACAUUAGCUCGUAUAAAACAGAGAUCUUGGAGGUGAAAUCGAGGAUUUCAGAAAAAAUUGCAGCAACAGCUAACCUAAAGCUCGUAUAAAGAGUAUAAAAAGCGCUCGCGCACACAAUGAGCGGAGGAGGAGCUCCUUGUGGCGCCUGCAAAUUCCUGAGAAGAAAAUGCGUCAAAGGUUGCGUUUUUGCGCCGUAUUUCGGCUCAGAGCAGGGCGCAACGCAUUUCGCUGCUGUGCACAAAAUCUUCGGCGCCAGUAAUGUCUCAAAGCUGCUUCUGCACAUUCCUACGCCCGAGCGCUGCGAGGCAGUGAUCACAAUUUCAUACGAGGCACAGGCCAGAAUUAAAGAUCCUGUCUAUGGUUGUGUUUCUCACAUUUUCGCUCUCCAGCAACAGGUUGCGAGCUUGCAGGCCGAGCUGGCUUCGGUUCAGGCGCAGCUAGCGAGCCGCGUGGCUGCUGAAUCGGCAACUCCAACGUCUGUCUCGUCUCCUGUCAUGACUGGUCAUCAUCCACGUCAUCAUCAGUUUUCAGGUUCGGCCGUGCCAUGUCAGCCGACCCUGCAGGUGAAUAAUGGUACGGUCCAUCGUGUGAAGGAGGAAAGCCCCGUUACUUUUGGCAAUUGGAUGGACUACGAAAUUUUUCAUGAUUCGUGCCGAGAGAUGGAAGCGCUCCAUCGGAGCUCAUGUUCGCAGGAAUUUAUGGGCAACGAUGGCGGAGAGCUGCAGGCCGUGGCGCACGCUCUUCUUCGCCGAAACUGAGCUUCUCUAAGUUUAGAUGAUGUCGCCAAUUCUAGCGCGCUGCCAAAUUCGGGCAAUGCAAGUUUUCCAAUGGAUGGAAGAAGAAAGAUUGAUGAUUUAGACGUUCACGAGGUUAAACAUAGUCUAUGUCAAAUUGAAAAUUAUACUGAUGCUAGGUGUAACUGAUAGCUAAAUAACAGUUUUAUGUGAAUGGGAAUGAUAUUAGCAGCUGUUGGUCAUUUAGAUCGUUUGGUCUUGUGAACGUCGUUAAAAUUCUUUCACCAUUACCUUCUAGUAUUUUGUAUCCGUGUCAUAAAUAUAUAUAUGUGUUUUAAUGAUACUUGUUAAAAUGUAUAGUCAUCAUCCAAGG